GGCCUCAGCCUGUCCAUCCUGCCCAUCACUCACUCGACGGUGCGGCGCCCAGUGUGCGUGUGCACGUGGGGUACGAGGAGCGGACGACGCUAAUCGCGCGUUGUUUUGCUUCAAUCUCGCGUCGACCUGAAACCAAUGAGUCUACGUUAAUCAAACCCCUUACCUGGCAACAACCGCGAAACACCCAGGCCGCCCGCAAACACGCCUACGCCACCCAGGUCUGCUGCUGCUGUCGCUGAUGCCCGCUCAACUCGACCGCUGCUCCUGCCUCAGUCUGUAGCCUGCCUCCCCUAUCCACCGCCCACCAUGGACCCAACCGCCGUCUCCCCGCCCGCCCGCCUGUCUUCGCCAGAGCCAUGGGCCACGCCGUCGCUCGCCCUCAACGCCGUCCCGCAACUCGACCGCUCCGUGUCCACCGAGUCGUCGCGGUCCUCCGUCUCCGGGCGCUCGGUGAGCUCGAGGGUCUCGGAGAGUGGCAUACCCAGACGACGCGGCUACAUGCGCCCGGAAGGCACCCAAUUUUCCGACUCGGCCAAGAACAGAGAGAGCGUCAUGAACCUCGGCACCAUUGCGCACCUGCAGUACUACUUUGCGCGCACCGGACUGCUGGACACGGCCACGGGGCGCGUCGCAAAGGGACGGAGGCCGGGCUCACGGACGCCGAGUGGGAAUGAGCGCCCGCUGUCAGAGGGCGACCUGUCGACGAUGCUGUCGCUGGCCUCGCCCACAGGCACCAUCGACCAUAUGGGCGAGAGCUUUGUCGAGUCGCCCCUCGACGACAUGGCCUCGAUGAGCUGGGAGGACAACGAGCCCAUGAUGUUGCCGCCGACCGUCAGCACCUACAAGAACAACCCCGUCUAUGUGCCGCCACCACCCGACAUGACAGUCCUCCGCCGCGAACUGCGCGAGUCGCUCGCCGAAGCCGCAAAGCACCUGAAAGAGAUCGAGAAAGGCUUCCCCACCGCGCCACAGAGCGACGACAACACUGAUGGAAAGCGACGCUCGGCCGACGCAGCAGGCUGGUAUCAAAUACAAGGCCUGAACCUGCUCGACGUGACGACAUUAGCCAUCAGAGCCGCGAAGAACUACUACACCGCACACGAAGCGCCGCAACGACUCUACGCCAUCAAACCCGAACGCCAGAUCCGCAAAGAGCUCUACCAAGUACUCGAAGUGCUGAAACGGUUGGCGAUACGCAACUUUGCCAACGGUGUGCAACUGUAUGAAGUUUCUCAGAUCAGGCAAUGGAUAGUAGACAUCAGCCAACUGCUCGACACUGAAGAAGAACUGGAGAUUGUCGAGCACGAGGAGCGCGAGAGCUGGACAUGGCGCGAGGGCGACUGGACAGGCAGAGAACGAGAGCGGGAACUCCUAUUUCUCCGGUCGUUUGACAGCAGUACAGACGUCCUCCCCGAAUGGACAGAAGCCAGCGACACAAACAUCCCCACACCCUUCCUCUCCGCGUUACAGAACGGCCUACGUCUAGUACACCUGCACAACACGCUCGUGCGCAAGUCACGGCGCCAAUUCGAAGAAAUCAAGCAGUUCCACACCGACACAGCGAAACCAUACCGAUGUGCAGAUAAUCUGCGCUACUGGGUCAAGGCUGCCGAACUGCGCUGGGACAUCAAGCUCGACGUCGACGUCAUGGGCAUUGUGCAUGGCACGGAUGCGGUGGCCUGGCAGAAGUUCGAUGCUGCCGUGCUGACGUGGUGUCAGGGCGUCAGGGCAGAAAUCACAGCAGAGUGGGCCAAGGAGAAGCAGAAGCAGAAGAAACGCACGCCCACGCUGCAUCUGAGAACGCCCACGCUGCAGGACAGUUCCGAUCCUGGCUUUGAGAUCGUCGAUGCUAGUGUUGCGGCAUAGUCCCCAACUCUGACUUCAAGGCUGAGGCCUGAACUGUGUAAAGGGGAACACGCGGAUAUGAACAUGGAGUUUAUGUCGAGGGCGGAUUCUGUCAUCUCAUCUCAUCUUUUCACCUAACAUCUACAUCUCCUUCUCCUUCACUGUCAAAGUGUGUGUCUUUUUCUUACACCAUAUCUACCCUUCUAAUUGACCCCGUCGAGUAUAGCAUCAGGAUGUUUGGACGCGCGCGCAGGCUUUUCCUUUCUUACCCUUCUUCUUCGUGUCUCGGUCGACAGGUCAGUGUGUGUGUGGUGCUGGAUGGAGACUUGAGUUAGAUACCCCAUAUUACGCAGGGAGAGGACUGCAGCUUUUGCUUUGUUUCGUUGUUUAUAGUUGGGGCUACAUGCAUGGUAGAUUGAUAGGUUGAUAGGUCGAUAUAGAGACUCCACUCACAGACUUGCUUGA
Messenger RNA from Dothidotthia symphoricarpi CBS 119687, 2310 nucleotides. RefSeq lists its product as uncharacterized. The transcript has a single exon. Bases 307 to 1866 code for a protein of 519 amino acids. NCBI's taxonomy places the organism in Eukaryota, Fungi, Ascomycota, Dothideomycetes, Pleosporales, Dothidotthiaceae. The record is from RefSeq and is a predicted model, not a curated record.